UCAGCAAUAGACGUGUACAAACAACUAUAUAACCAAUCGUUGCCCCGCUCAUAGACUGUCAUUUUCGUUUCUCCUUUCCUCUUCAUCAAUCUUGCCUGUCUCUCUCUGUGUCUUCUUUUUCGCCGUGCAUAGAUUUGUCAAGUUAUUGACCUUCUUAUUCCUAGACUAUACACCAAAUGUCUGCCGACCAGCGUCCUGCUCCCCUCCGCCUGGGCAGCACUGCCCCCAACUUUGAUGCCGACACCACUCACGGUCGCAUCAACUUCCAUGACUUCAUUGGUGACAAAUGGGUCGUUCUCUUCUCGCACCCCGAGGACUACACUCCCGUCUGUACCACUGAGCUCGGCGCCUUUGCAAAGCUCGAGCCUGAGUUCACCAAGCGCGGUGUCAAGCUGAUUGGUCUCUCCGCCAACACCAUCGACAGCCACAGUGGUUGGAUCAAGGACAUCAACGAGAUCUCCGACGUCAACCUCAAGUUCCCCAUCAUUGGUGACAAGGAGCGCAAGGUUGCCUAUCUCUACGACAUGCUCGACUACCAGGACACCACCAACGUCGAUGAAAAGGGCAUUGCCUUCACCAUCCGCUCGGUCUUCAUCAUCGACCCCAAGAAGACCAUCCGUCUCAUCCUGUCCUACCCCGCUUCCACUGGCCGCAACUCGGCCGAGGUCCUCCGUGUCAUCGACUCGCUCCAGACUGGUGACAAGCACCGUGUCACUACCCCCAUCAACUGGCAGCCCGGUGAGGACGUCAUUGUCGCCCCCAGCGUCAAGGACGAGGAGGCCAAGACUCUGUUCCCCAAGUUCCGCUCGGUCAAGCCCUACUUGCGCUUCACUCCUCUGCCUCAGGAGAACAGCAGCGCCCACACGCCCUCGACCAAUCUCUCUGGCCUAGUCUGUAACGUCCAUCGCACAACAGGCAAUGAGCCUCACUCUUUGGUUGGUGCCACGACAACCAUUCUUGGCGAUAAGCUCUACGUCUUUGGUGGUCGUCGGUUAUCUGGCAGGAGAGCACAAAUGACUUCAGACCUUUACGAAUUGGAUCUUAUCAAACGUCACUGGACUAAGAUUGAGGCCUCUGGGGAUAUUCCAUCGCCACGCUAUUUUCACAGUGUCUGCGCCUUAGGAGACACGAAGCUGGUCUGUUAUGGAGGCAUGUCAACCCCCUCAAUACAGCAGCAACAGCAGCAGAGAUCGCCUGGUGCUGCGGGUCCAGAGGAGCAGCCGCAGCCAGAAGUGAUUGUCAAGUCGGAUGUUCACAUCUACGAUGUACCAACACGGACGUGGUCUGCCAUUGCAACAGACGGAGCCCCACAAGGACGAUAUGCGCACUGCGCCUGUAUCCUGCCGUCCUCUGGCACAUACACUUCGGCGGACGCGCCUCUCUCGUCAAUGCAUCACAAUGUUCCGUCAUCAAACCAGCCGCACUCGGGCACGCUGGGCGUGUCACUCGAUGGUGCUGGGGGCGCUGAAAUGGUCGUUGUGGGCGGUCAGGACAAUGCCAACCAUUACAUUGAGCAAGUGAGCGUGUUCAAUCUGCGAAGUCUAAAGUGGACCGCAACGAGUCCGCUCGGGAGGAGCUGUGGUGCAUAUCGAAGUGUUGUAGCUCCGCUUCCCAACAUGUCCGCCGCACAGCUUGGUGCCGGAGACGCCUCCGGCGCACAAUCGAGCGAGGAAAUCGAGAAUCCAGUCCAAGAAGGCUCUCCAAUGCUCGUCUACUCCAACUACAAUUUUUUGGACGUCAAACUCGAGCUACAAGUCCGUUUGCCAGAUGGCACGUUGGUGGAGAAACCGAUGCAAGGAUCAUUUUCUCCACCUGGUUUGCGGUUCCCCAACGGUGGCAUCAUCAAUAAUCAUUUCAUUGUCAGUGGAACCUUUCUCACUUCAUCCAAGCAAGAGUAUGCACUUUGGGUUUUGGAUUUGGCCACGUUAACGUGGAGCCGCAUCGAUGCUGGAAGCAGCAUCUUCAAUCAAGGCAGUUGGAACCGUGGAGUCCUGUGGAGUCGACGAAACACAUAUGUAAUCUUGGGCAACCGGAGAAGGAAUCUUGUAGAUGAUUAUCACCACCGCCGUAUAAACUUUUCGAAUAUUUGUCUAGUAGAGCUCGAAGCGUUUGGACUCUACGAUAACCCGCGCAAGGCAGGCCCUCUCUCGAGGUAUAUUUCGGCGAGCUCCCCCGGCAUACCUGCCACGAUUCCUGAGCGCGGCGGCAAGACCGAUUGGAUGAAUAAUGGUCGGCCACAGUCGAAAGCCGCAGUCGAACUUGGCCAGAUGGCCCUGUCCCUGCGGGAAAUGGCAGACAUGGAUCUUGUCGCCCUUGGCGGCGAGCGCGUGCCUGUCAAUUCUCGCCUCAUUGCUCGUCGUUGGGGUCCAUACUUUAAUCAUCUCCUGUACCAGGCCGCCGUGGCUCAGACGAUGCCGAUAAUGGAGAAUAACAACAACACCCUUCAUCCUCAAUCUCAUCUUUCACACCCGUCCCGGAACUCUAGCAUCACCAUUACCCCAAGCAUCGGCGGCGUCUCGUCGUAUUCUGCUGCGACCACACUGGCCGGUGGUGACGAACAGCCGCCAGGUUCAAUGUUUUGUCUCAACCCACGAUUGAGCGUUUUCCCUCCUAACCCUCAAUCUCUCCCGCCCUGGAUCCGAGUUCGAACACUCUAUCUCCCUCACACACAUCUCACCCUCCAAGCGCUGGUCCAUUAUCUCUACACAUCUGCCUUACCUCCGCCCAGCUCUUCACUUUGCACGCCGCAGAUUCUCUGCUCUAUUCUCCAACUCGCCCGUCCAUACCAAAUCGACGGCCUGCUGGAGGCGACCGUUGAGCGACUUCAUCAGAUUCUCAACCAGCGCAACGCUGCCGCUGUAUUCAAUGCCGCCGCCAUUGCCGCCGGCAGUGGACGUGGCGUAGGUCUCGGACGCAGUGACAACAAUGUCGACAAUAAUGAAGCGCCCGUCUCUACCUCGAACACCACCACGGCAGGUGGCACUCCUUCCCUUGGUAAUAAUGCAAACUCUACCGCUCCAGAUUGCGAACAACGCACCCCUGAACGCCGGCUUGCCCGAGACCGGGAGCGGCGCAGGCGACUAGGCGGCACCGCCAAUCAUCCUUCUGCCGGUACCGACGACGACGAACCAUAUAUAUGGCAAGGCGAACCCAGCGCCGUCAUUGGUCUGCAUAAACGUGGUCUGCGUGGAUUAAUGGAAGGCCGCCGCAUGCGUGAGCGCGGACGAAGUUUAGGUCAGGCAAGCGCGCCAAAUAAUAUGGUCCUUCCCGGUGGUCAACAGGCUCCCUAUGGCGGUGGUAGCAAUGCACCUGUAAGUAAUGGGAUAAGUCCUGGUGGUGGACUGAGCGCCACAACCGCAGCAUCAUCAUCAUCAUCAUAUUUCCCUCAUCCCGCCCAGCAGGCAGCGCCUUCUCAAGCGCAUUACCAAGUUUUCCCCAGCAGUAGUAUCAACCAGCAAUCCCACAGCCAUGUCGGUGGUCAUCCUAGUGCCAGCGCUACGGCUGCGCCGGCCACGAAUGGCAAUGUUCCCGGACAGAAUUCCCAACAUCAGCAUUAUUACCCCUCUUCGUCAUCUGCUGAGCGCAUUGGACUGGGCAUAGUAUAGUAUAGUAGAUUAGGCUCAUAUUUUUCUUUCCGCCUUUAUACUCGGUCCUUUUUUUUUUUUUUUUUUU
Molecule: messenger RNA, 3672 nt
Organism: Xylona heveae TC161
Lineage: Eukaryota; Fungi; Ascomycota; Xylonomycetes; Xylonales; Xylonaceae
Exons: 7
Coding region: 177-3605 (1142 amino acids)
Biological process (GO): cellular oxidant detoxification; cell redox homeostasis
Cellular component (GO): cytosol; mitochondrion
Molecular function (GO): protein binding; peroxiredoxin activity
Source: RefSeq, a predicted model, not a curated record